UGGAGAUUCUGAAUGAUAUCUGGUGGGGAUCUCUCAUCUUUCCAAACUGUCCAAAUCUUUGGAUAUCUCUCUUCAUUUUCCAUCUCAUGAUCUUCAAAAUCAGCCACAGCCCUCCUCAUAUAUACCAUUUGCUUUAUCCUCCUUCGCAUGCUCCUUCUCUUUCAACCUUAAUACUCUUACCUCAUCGACCGAUUAUUCCCGUCCCCGUUUCUGGGCUUCUCGUACACAACCACAUUGCUCGUGUUCGGAAGACGUAGGCGACAAUGAGUGGAAUAGUCACUGAGACUCAGUUCCAUGUACUAGCGGUCGAUGACAGCAUCAUCGACAGAAAGCUGAUCGAGAGACUUCUCAAGACUUCUUCUUAUCAAGUUACUGCUGUGGAUUCUGGAGUGAAGGCUCUAGAGUAUUUAGGGUUGCUGGAUGAUGAAGACACAAGCACAGAUUCAACUCCUGUUUCCACCACCAAGAAUCAUCAUGAAGUGGAAGUAAACCUGAUCAUCACAGAUUACUGCAUGCCCGGGAUAACCGGCUACGAUCUUCUUAGAAAGAUCAAGGAAUCAACAUUGUUAAAGGACAUCCCGGUUGUGAUAAUGUCAUCUGAGAAUGUUCCAUCAAGAAUAAACAGCUGUUUGGAGCAAGGAGCAGAAGAGUUCUUCCUUAAACCAGUUCGACAAUCCGAUGUUAACAAACUUAGGCCACAUUUGAUGAGAAAGUCAGGAAAGAGGAAAGAAGAUCAUCAGCCUAACAAGAGAAAGCCAAUGGAAGAAUGCAUGUCUCCUGACAGGACAAGAGCCAGAUACAAUGAUGACUUGGAAUUAUAGUCCUACCAGAAAAUAAUAAAUACAUGUAAUAU
This is a messenger RNA of Sesamum indicum (sesame), 853 nucleotides long. RefSeq names its product two-component response regulator ORR9. Gene Ontology annotation, biological process: cytokinin-activated signaling pathway; phosphorelay signal transduction system. NCBI's taxonomy places the organism in Eukaryota, Viridiplantae, Streptophyta, Magnoliopsida, Lamiales, Pedaliaceae. The record is from RefSeq and is a predicted model, not a curated record.